AGACGUGAAGCCUGACAACAUGCUGAUUAGUGCUUCUGGUCAUGUGAAACUUGCUGAUUUUGGAACCUGUGUCAAAAUGGGAAAAGAUGGUAUGGUACGCUGCAGUACGGCCGUUGGAACCCCCGAUUACAUAAGCCCCGAAGUCUUGCGAUCUCAAGGUUCUGAGGGAGUGUAUGGUAGAGAAUGUGACUGGUGGUCUGUCGGCGUCUUCAUAUAUGAAAUGCUUGUCGGUGAAACACCUUUCUAUGCUGAUUCCCUGGUGGCAACAUAUUCUAAGAUCAUGAACCACCAAAAUUCGUUGUCCUUUCCCGAUGACGUUACCAUAUCGGCAGAAGCAAAAGAUAUAAUCUGUAAGUUUCUGUCGGACCAGAACCACCGUCUGGGCAGAAGUGGUGUCUCUGAGAUCAAGUCGCAUUCGUUUUUUGCAAACGAUGACUGGAACUGGGAUACAAUUCAUAGUGUAAGACCACCUGUUGUUCCUGAACUAAGCGGCGAUGAUGAUACAAGUAAUUUUGAAGAAAUUGAGAAAGAUAAUACACCACAGGAAAAUUUCCAGAUCGCCAAAGCGUUUGCUGGAAAUCAGCUUCCGUUCAUCGGCUUUACAUUUGCUCAUCAAUACAGUCCGUUGGGCUACAUUAAGAAUUUGAAUGCUAAUAGUUCUCCAUCGGGUAACGAUGAGGAGCUCAAGCAACAGCUUGAACAGGAAGUUCAGUCUCGGAAAGAAAUCGAAGACAAAUACUCGUGCGUUCAGCAGAAACUUGAACGUGAGAUGCAAAACGGAAAGCAUUUGGAGGUCCUCCUGCAGGACUCUCAGUCGCAGUUUGAAAAGGUUCGCAACGUUAGCGGCACUUUAGAUGCGUUUAAAGCGACCGAAUUUGAAAAGCAGAUCACACAACUGACGGAGAAAUUGCAGGCGAAGAAAGAGAUCGAGGCGAAGCUCACUGCCGCUUAUGAUCAGCUAGAAGAGAAGCACAAGACGCAGGAAAACUUGGUGCAACAGCUUCGCAUCGAUUUUACUGCACUUUCAAAACAGUGUGAAAAGGCAAAGGACGACUUACAACGCGCAAACCGGUCUUUGGCCGAAGAAUGUGAGGCGAAGCGCAAAAACGAGGAAAUGGUACAGUCGUUACAAGGCGAGUCGAUUUGUUUGUAUGAGUGAAA
Molecule: messenger RNA, 1161 nt
Organism: Soboliphyme baturini
Lineage: Eukaryota; Metazoa; Nematoda; Enoplea; Dioctophymatida; Soboliphymatidae
Source: the annotation of a GenBank genome assembly